GCCGAGCUCGUCUCGCGCUUCGAGCGCCUCCUCGCCAGCAACGCCGACCUGCGCAUCGACGACGUCCAGCUCAUGGCCAACUCGGCGGCCAACGACUUUGCCUACCUGCAGAUCGCAUCGGCCUCUGGCGAUGCGGCCGCCGAAACCGCGACCGUCGACGCCUUUGUCAAGGCGUACCACAACACCAAGUGGAAGGGCAAGCGGCUGCGCGUCGAGCCGGCCAAGCCCGACUUUAUGCAGCGGCUGCAGGUGGCGUGGACCAACGACGAGGUCGCCAAGGCCGUGGUACUCGCCGAGCGUGAGCGCGCCUUUGCCCCCGCCCAAGACGACGAAGCGCCGGCCAUGGAGCUCAAGAAGUCAAAGCGCUACAAGGGCAAGCGCAUGCUCUUUGACGACGAUGGCGUCGUCUCGAUCGUAGCGUCGAAGGCUCCCGUGGCGACUACGGUCGUUACCGAGGCCCCACCGUCGGACAAGGAAGACGCCAACGAAGACGACGGUCACUUGAGCCCCGAGACCUCGGACGACGAAGCCAAGAGCGACGAAGAGGAGGUCUCGGCGGAUGCUAUCGACGACGCGGCCAAUGACGACGACGACGAUGCGGUUGAAGCCGAGGUUGAAGUGCCGGUCGCGGACGCCGAGUUGAGCUCCGAGACGUCGGACGAGGACGUUGAUGCGCCCGAGGAUGCGGCCAUGAGCUCCGAGACGUCAGACGACGACGACGAAGAUGACGAGCAAGACGAUGCGGACGCGGCUGUCGAGCAAGACGACGUUGAGGCGGACGAAGCGUCGCCGGCCGACGACAUUGACAUGGAGGCAGAGAUCGAGCGGGAGCUUGAACUCGCCUAUGCGCAGGCGCAAGCAGCCUCCAGCAGCAGCAGCAGUAGCAGCAGCAGCAGCAGCGAGAGCGAGAGCGACGACAACGACCAAGAUGUCGACAUGGAGGCCGAGAUCGCCAAGGAGCUCGAGGCUGCGCCCGAGGUAGCGCCUGCUGCGCCUGUCGUGGACGAAGCCGCGCGCAAGGAAGCUGCGAACGCCCGGCGUCUCGCGGCCAUCAAGGAGCGCGAGGCGCAGAUGGCCGCGAUGAAGAAGCAACCCGCGCCGAUCGCUGCGACCAACAAGAAGAUCACGUUUGGCGACGACUCGGACGACUCGGACGUCGAGACCUCGUCGACGCCGGCGCCGGCGCCGUCCAAGAAGCGCGGGUUCCUCAGCGACUCGGACGACGACGACGACGACGAUGACAAGGACGACGACGACGAUUUCCUCGGGCUCAAGCGGCGCAAGACCGAAGCGCUCUUCGAGUUCCGGCCCGAGUUUGCCGGCGCGGACGGCAAGCGGCUCUUUGAGAUGCAAAAGCGGUUUGGCGGCGAUCAGCGUUUCCGGCUCGACGCGCGCUUCGUCGAAGGCGACGAGUUCAACGACGGUGUUGACGACGCCCACCACGACAUGGACCUUCCAUUGAACGAUGCGAUCCAGGCGUGGGCCACGGUUGCGCCGGACGCCGACGAGGUCGCCAAGCAGGCGUACAUUGCAGAGACCGAGCGCGCCCUCGACGUGCUCUCGCUUGUCUUCCCCAACAUGGAAUUGGAGCGAGCGAAGGCGCGCUUGCACCGGUCGGUCUCGGACGCCAAGGACCUCAAGCAGCUCGGGUGGCUCGCCGCCGUGCGUCGCUACGACCCGCGCGACGCUGGCGCGAAAGCCUUUGAGCAGACGGCUCCGACCGACGCCGAAAUCGCCAAGGACAACGACGACGACGACGAUGGCGAGGCGUUGCCGCCGAUGCCGGUGCGGAAGGAGACGCCGAUGCCCGAGGUGUCGGAGGAGCGGUACUUUGCCGCGACGUCGGACCUCUCGACCAUGUUCUCGCGCGUCCGCGCCAACUCGGAGGACGGCGAGGAGAUGGAAGCCGCGCUCGAUGGUAUCGUCAAGCCGGCCGCGUCGAGUGGCUUUAGCUUUGCAUCCAUGUUUGGCGGCGGCGAUGUCAUCGAAGACGAUGUCGACGACCACGUCGACGCCAAGCCGCUCGAGGAGAAGCCCGACCUGGACGACUCGACGUGGCACUUUGCCAACACGGUGCGCAAGGUCGUCCAGGACGACAGCACGGACGACGAAGCUAUGGAGGACGACGACGACGGCGAGGUGGAGCCGGUGACGGUGACGGACGCGCUCCCGAAGCGGCAGGUGGCCGACGUCCUCGCAUUUGGUGCGAGCUUUUGCAAGCCGGACCCGUGGACCAAGACGCACGAGGCCGACUGGAUGACGCUGCGCAAGACGUAUACGCUCGACUUCCGACGCAAGCACAAGCAAGCGCUCAAGAACAAGAAGACUAUGAAGAAGCAGUUCCAGAAGCCCCGCCCCAAGAAUGCGUAGGUGUAGAACGAUGUGUAAAUUAUCUGCUCCCGAUGCCACAAUGUUGCAGUCCAC
This is a messenger RNA of Saprolegnia parasitica CBS 223.65, 2424 nucleotides long. RefSeq lists its product as hypothetical. The record is from RefSeq and is a predicted model, not a curated record. Bases 73 to 2370 code for a protein of 765 amino acids. NCBI's taxonomy places the organism in Eukaryota, Oomycota, Saprolegniomycetes, Saprolegniales, Saprolegniaceae. The transcript has a single exon. Gene Ontology annotation, molecular function: RNA binding.